AGAGCGGUAAGACGCAGAUGUUUAACGUCCUUGGUUGAUGGGCCAGGAAGAGGAAGUGGUAACGUUUUUUUUUUAUUACGUUUCGCUAGUCGUCUGUGUCCUUACGAAAAUGCUAAACAUUCAUCAGAAAUCUAGUUGACAUUGGCUGGCGUCUGGAAGUCAUUCUCAACUGAAACUCUGUUUCUCAUUGUUUGUCUUUGCAUUUUCUCUUCUGUUAUGUGCAGUGGCUCUUUUGUUUAAGAGGUGAAUUUCGACUGACUUAACGGUGAAUGCGAUGGCGGUGAAUGGGCUGUUGCUAGGUCGUUUAAAUACUAGCGGAUUCUUACCGUGGGUUACGUCGGCGCUUCGAGUGUUUUCAAUCGUUGUGUUAAUAUCGCACGCGUACGGCCAAACCAACGAAUUAAACAAAAACAAUGGGAUUAUGUUACCCAACGUUCCUGAACGAAUCGUCAAAGCGGGUGACAAUGUAACAAUCACUUGCAUGUUUAUCCAUACCACAGAUAUCGAAUGGAUAUUACCGAAAGAUCCAUCUGCAGCGACCGGCAAACGGAUGGAACGAUUAGUACGUGAGGCAAUCUUUCAGAACGAUACCCUCGUUUCAUCGACGAUAACAUUGAGAAAGGCCACAGUAAAAGACACGGGAUUCUACGAAUGCUUUUUGCCUCAAUUUCCUGAGCUUCGAGUCAGACAAUAUAUCUACGUCUACAACCGCAGAGACCUCGUUUUCCUCAGUGACGAUCUGGGGAAAUUCACUUUGACGAAUGGAAAGAGAGCUGAGAUUCCCUGCAAACCGACUCAUCCGGACGUGCGCGUUUCACUCAAACGCUGGAAUAGUUUUACCGUUGAGCCAUUGUCAAAGGAAGAAACACAAAUUGAUUUGUUAUCAGGACCGAAUUGGACUCUGGAUGUGCAGAGCGGAUUGACGUUGGACAAGGCGACGUUAAACGACUAUGGCAGAUACGAAUGCGUUGGUAAACUGGGCAAUUCCACUUCAAAAGUAUUCUUCAAUAUCGUCAUGAAUGGAAUUGAACUGACAAGAAAUGGCAGUGAUCCAGUCCUGGAAGGAAGUAACGUCACUUUGAUCUGCCGGUCUUAUUUAGCUACCUCUUCGCCACAAUGGGCGUAUUACCAAACGAUAAACGGCACUGAGGAACUAAUCCCAAUCAACGAACAGGAGCCAUCCAAUUUCACUAUAGAUAUAGUGACGCAGAACAAGACGGCUCAAGGAGAGUUACCUUCGUUGCGUAAUUACAAGAGUUUGUUGGUAAUGACGAACAUCACCAACCGUUUCCCGACAAAGUUUCGAUGCACGGGACGUGCGGUCGGCGGUACCUCUGCGUUAUUUGCAAAUACGGCGCCAAUGCAUUCGUUCGCCAUCACAAAGCCACGAGUACCUUUUAUAGUCGACCCGGAGAAUGCAACAGUUUUGCUUGUCCUUGGACGCGAAACGAGUUUAAGGUGUGACGGCUAUGGAGUACCUGAGCCUACCUUUCAAUGGCUCAAGGAUGGCAAAGUGAUGGUGGAAGAUCAAUUGAUUUUAUCGACGGGCAAUUCGACAGUGUUGACUCUGCGAGGAACCACAGGUGAAAACGGUAGUUACGCUUGCCAACUGAGCAACAGUGUAGCCGAGAGCUACAAAUAUUUUGAUGUUAAAUUCGCCGACGAAUCUCAGAUAUCCAUCGCUUUGAUCAGCACGGUCGUCGUUGUGGUGGUCAUCCUGAUCGUGACGCUCGGCACAGGAAUCAAACUCUAUCAAGAUAAGAAGCAAAUAUUUUUCCCUGGUGCUGAAGCACUGCUCAGAGGAAAUGCAAGGGAAAUUGACCAACACCUAGGAUUGGAAGAACAAGUUGAGAUACUUCCAUACGACAAACAAUGGGAGUUUCCCAGACAUCGACUUAAACUCGGUGUGCAAUUGGGCGCCGGAUGUUUUGGCCGAGUGGUCAAGGCCCUAGCUAUUGGUCUUAAAGACUCUGAGGAAACUGUCAAAACAGUGGCAGUGAAGAUGGUGCGAUCGCAAACGAAUGCCACAGCCCUCGAAGCUCUGAUUAGCGAAUUGAAAAUUAUGAUUCAUCUGGGGUCGCAUUUGAAUGUCGUUAAUCUGCUGGGAGCUUGCACGAAAAGCAUCAUCAGAGGAGAGCUUUUGGUAAUCGUCGAGUAUUGCCGGUUUGGCAAUUUGCAAACGUAUUUGGUCGGACAUCGCAACACUUUCAUUAAUCAGGUGGACGAGUUGGGCAAUUUCGUGGCGGAUGCACAAAUGCAGGAGAUAUGCGACGUAUCGGGCAAGACGAUGGAAUCGAUGAACGAUUGCGUGGCUGUGAAUGUCGAUGAAAUCGAAAUGACACCUCAACAUUCAGCGAAUUUGGAAAACGAAUUUCUUGGGACUGAGGCAAAUCGCUCAAAUAAAGCUAGUGCCACUGAAGGUGAAUCCUAUCCUGACCGUUCCAUAAUUUCUCACUUGAUUAUUUUCGUUGUUGAACUGGUAGAACAAGGGGACGACGAACGGCCGCAAUCCAUGUGGGUUUGCCAAGAAGACCCCGAGACUCAAGCCUAUCAGUCAUCGGUUUGCACAGCCGAUUUGAUUUCAUGGGCUUUCCAAAUCGCGAGAGGCAUGGAUUAUUUGGCUAGCAAAAAGGUCGUUCAUGGCGAUUUGGCUGCUCGCAAUGUUUUGCUGGCCAACAACGGCGUGGUCAAAAUAGCCGAUUUUGGCAUGUCCCGCAAAAUGUAUUACAAGGGAAAUUACCAACAAUCGGGACAGGGUUUGAUGCCAGUCAAGUGGAUGGCAAUCGAAUCGCUGACAGACCGCGUUUUCUCAACUCGAUCUGACGUCUGGUCUUAUGGCGUUUUCGUCUGGGAACUGUUCACGCUCGGUAAAGUGCCAUAUCCAGGUAUGGAAGCUAAUCACGAGCUUAUAAAGCAACUGGAAAAGGGCUACCGAAUGGAGAAACCUGCUUUUGCGCCCAAUUACCUCGGAGAAAUAAUGGCAGGUUGCUGGAAAUUGGACCCGAAGGAGAGACCGACCUUCAGCCAAAUCGAAGAACUCAUUUGCGGCCAAAUGGAAUCGACUGUGUGCGCCAACUAUUUCAAUCUGUGUAAAACGAAUGAAAAUUUCAACCAAGAGAGAGUUGAUCCUCCGGCCAUUGAACCCUCCGGGCUUGUAAAACCGCCCGUCUGUGACGAUAUGCUGAAAGAAUCGAAACCGUUGCCCGUCUGUGACGAAAAGCAGAAAGAAUCGAAAUCGUUGCCCGUCAGUCGUGGCAAUAGUGUGAGUAUUUUCAGUCACCUCAAAAGAGGCUGGAGUUUAAACGAAUAUUUCAUUUGAGUUAUUUGUAGACUCGUUUGAAUUUAUGGCCCAUUUUAAAUUCACAUUGUGACUCCAUGGGUAUUUAACUAAUUCGCUGUGCCAUCCCAUUCGGUUGAAUAAUAUUUAAUCAUUUCUUUUUCUAAUUGGCCUGUACUGCAUAUUCUAACGUAUUCAUUUUUCAUUGUUCUUCCACCGUGUUCGACUAAAUUUUCAACUGUCGUCUGUUUUUUUAAAUACAAAGCCGA
Molecule: messenger RNA, 3546 nt
Organism: Daphnia carinata
Lineage: Eukaryota; Metazoa; Arthropoda; Branchiopoda; Diplostraca; Daphniidae
Product: vascular endothelial growth factor receptor 1-like
Exons: 14
Coding region: 275-3319 (1014 amino acids)
Biological process (GO): protein phosphorylation; multicellular organism development; positive regulation of kinase activity
Cellular component (GO): signaling receptor complex
Molecular function (GO): ATP binding; transmembrane receptor protein tyrosine kinase activity
Source: RefSeq, a predicted model, not a curated record